AUGGGGGACGAUCCUGCAAGGCUGUACCAGUUGGACGGGGUUGCUCAUAUAGCCGGAGUCAUCAACGAGGAGUGGCAGUUUAUGUUAGUUGUUUAUCGUGGUGGUAUUGUUAAUGGUAUUGUUGUUAGUGGGUUUGUGGUUUAUCCACAGCGAUGCAUCAGGAGCAUGCGGCGGCAACAAGGCAUGCCACUCGAUGAGCGUUAUGUUCCGUACUUGCAGAUGGCCGGGUUAUACCAUCUGGCUAGACUGAACGAUAGAUGGUUCCGGUUAGAUGAGCCCCUUGUCAGCGCCUUCGUCGAGAGGUGGCGUCCUGAGACGCACACCUUCCAUAUGCCCUUCAGAGAGUGCACGAUCACGCUUCAGGACGUGGCGUACCAGUUGGGGUUGGCAGUGGACGGGCGUUAUGUCAGCGGUUGCCUUACAGACUUCCAUCUGUAUAUUGAGGGUGGACGUCCAGCUUGGGUGUGGUUCGAGGAGUUGCUUAGAGUGAUUCCUCCUCCGAGCCAGGUUCAGAAGUUCGCAGUAAACUGCACCUGGUUCCAGGAGACUUUCAGAGAGUUCCCCGAGGGAACCGAUGAGGAGACUGUGUGGCGCUUUGCUCGUGCCUAUAUCAUGAUGUUGUUGGACACUCAGCUGUUUUCCGACAAGUCCGGCAACCGCAUUCAUAUCAGAUGGCUUCCCUACGUAGCUAGGCUUGAGGAGAUGGGUUCCUACAGUUGGGGGUCUGCAGCAUUGGCAUAG
Arachis stenosperma is the source of this 741-nucleotide messenger RNA. Its product is annotated as protein MAIN-LIKE 2-like. Gene Ontology annotation, biological process: meristem maintenance; meristem development. The record is from RefSeq and is a predicted model, not a curated record. NCBI's taxonomy places the organism in Eukaryota, Viridiplantae, Streptophyta, Magnoliopsida, Fabales, Fabaceae. The coding region runs from base 1 to 741 and encodes 246 amino acids. The transcript has 4 exons.